Messenger RNA from Hippocampus comes (tiger tail seahorse), 346 nucleotides. Its product is annotated as D(2)-like dopamine receptor. Gene Ontology annotation, cellular component: glutamatergic synapse; plasma membrane; presynaptic membrane. The transcript has a single exon. NCBI's taxonomy places the organism in Eukaryota, Metazoa, Chordata, Actinopteri, Syngnathiformes, Syngnathidae. Gene Ontology annotation, biological process: phospholipase C-activating dopamine receptor signaling pathway; negative regulation of adenylate cyclase activity; regulation of potassium ion transport. Gene Ontology annotation, molecular function: dopamine neurotransmitter receptor activity, coupled via Gi/Go; G protein-coupled receptor activity. The coding region runs from base 29 to 322 and encodes 97 amino acids. The record is from RefSeq and is a predicted model, not a curated record.
GGUUGGUGGCCUGCAUCACUCACAGCUAAUGGAUGUCUUUACCCACUAUGCUUACAACGACAGUUUCUAUGACAAUGGAACUUGGGGCUUCAACGAGACCGAUCAAGAGCAGAAGCAUGCGUACAACUACUACGCCAUGCUGCUCACGCUGCUCAUCUUCGUCAUCGUCUUCGGCAACGUGUUGGUGUGCAUGGCGGUGUCGCGGGAGAAAGCCCUGCAGACCACCACCAACUACUUGAUCGUCAGCCUGGCAGUCGCUGACCUUCUGGUGGCCACACUGGUCAUGCCCUGGGUCGUCUACUUGGAGGUACUUAAAAAUUGAAACACGUCUACCUUGCAGUGGUAC